AUGCCGUCGUCGUCGUCGUCUCGCGCGCCGGCGCCGAGCAGGGGCGGUGGCUCGGCGGCGGCGAGGGGCUGCGUGGACGUGGACGCCAACACCACGUUCGUGCAGGCCGACCCGGCCACGUUCCGCGCGCUCGUGCAGAGGCUCACGGGCGCGCCGGGGGGAGCUGCAGCCGCGGCGGCGCAGGCUACCGACAUGCAGCACGCCGCGGGCGCCGCCAUGGUGCCGGCGGUGCCGAUGAGGCGGCCGAAGCUGCAGGAGAGGCGGCGGGCGGCGCCGGCCAGGCUGGAGCUCGCGCGGCCGCAGCCGUUCUACUACCACCACGGCCACCAGCACCACCAUCACCACCACCAACACCACCACGGGCUCAUGCAGUACUCGCCGGUCUCGACCAUGGACUACGCCCGCGUCUCCUCCUCCGCCUCGUCGCCCUCCCCGUCGCCGCCCUCGUCGUGCUCCUGCGGGGUGGUGAUAAGCCAGGAGGAGGUGGAGAGGGAGGAGAAGGCCAUCGCCUCCAAGGCCUUCUACCUGCACUCCUCACCAAGAGCCGCCCCCGGCGCCGGAGGGGACGCCGCCGAGAGGCCCAAGCUGCUGCCCCUGUUCCCCGUCCACUCCCCACGGAGCUCCUCCUUCGCCUAG
Molecule: messenger RNA, 636 nt
Organism: Triticum turgidum subsp. durum (durum wheat)
Lineage: Eukaryota; Viridiplantae; Streptophyta; Magnoliopsida; Poales; Poaceae
Source: the annotation of a GenBank genome assembly